Messenger RNA from Artibeus jamaicensis (Jamaican fruit-eating bat), 1655 nucleotides. RefSeq names its product patr class I histocompatibility antigen, A-2 alpha chain-like. The transcript is spliced from 8 exons. Gene Ontology annotation, molecular function: signaling receptor binding; peptide antigen binding. Gene Ontology annotation, cellular component: external side of plasma membrane. Gene Ontology annotation, biological process: positive regulation of T cell mediated cytotoxicity; antigen processing and presentation of endogenous peptide antigen via MHC class Ib; immune response. The record is from RefSeq and is a predicted model, not a curated record. The coding region runs from base 46 to 1143 and encodes 365 amino acids. Lineage: Eukaryota; Metazoa; Chordata; Mammalia; Chiroptera; Phyllostomidae.
CUUAGUACCCGAGUUCUAUCUCCUUAGCAGCUCAGGGUCUGGGUGAUGGGGCCCCAACCUCUUCUCCUGCUGCUCUCAGGGGCCCUGGCCCUGACCAAGACCUGGGCGGGCCCACACACGCUGAGACAUUUCGGCACCUUAAUGUCCAGACUCGGGAAGUCCCAGUACAUCGGGGUCGGCUACGUGGACGACACGGAGGUCCUGCGGUUCGACAGCGACCUCCCGCACCCAAGGGCGCAGCCGGGGUUGCUGUGGAAGGAGCAGCCGUGGGUGCAGCAGGAGGAUCCACAUUUUUGGGAGGAGCAGACCCGGGUCUGCAAGUACUGCGAACAGUUUUCCGGAGCAAAGCUGAAUAACCUGCGCUCCUACUACAACCAGAGCGAGGACGGGUCUCACACCUUCCAGAUUGUUUCUGCCUGCGUCGUGGGGUCGGGCGGGCGCUUCCUCGGCGGGUACGGUCAGUAUGCCUACGACGGCACCGAAACCUUCACCCUGAACUUGGAGAUGAGUUCCACAACCCAAGCCAACAAGACCGCCCAGAUCAGCAUACUGCGCAAUUUGUUGCAUCAAGAUGAUGUGGAGGGUUGGAGGGCCUACCUGGAGCACACCUGCGCAAACCGGCUCCGCCUGUUCCUGGAGAAGGGGAAGGAGACCCUGCUCAGAGCAGAGCCUCCAAAGACACACAUCACCCACCAUCCCAUCUCUGACCAUGAGGUCACCCUGAGGUGCUGGGCCCUGGGCUUCUACCCUGCGGACAUCACCCUGACCUGGCAGCGUGAAGGGGAGGACCUGACCCAGGACAUGGAGCUUGUGGAGACCAGGCCUGCAGGGGACGGAACCUUCCAGAAGUGGGCAGCUGUGGCCGUGCCCCCUGGAGAGGAGCAGAGAUACACCUGCCAUGUGCAGCACCAGGGGCUGCCUGAGCCCCUGACCCUGAGAUGGGAACCCCCUCCUCAGACCACCAUCACCAUCAUGGGCAUUGUGGGCAUUGCUGCUGCCCUGGGUCUCCUUGGAGCUGUGGCUGCUGGAGCUGUGAUGUGGAGGAGGAAGUGCUCAGGCAGAGGCAGGAAGAGCUACACCAAGGCUGCCUGCAGCGACAGUGCCCAGGGCUCUGAUGUGUCUCUCGCAGCUCCUAAGGUGUGACAGAGCUGCUUUGAGCAGGACCUGGUACUCAAACAGUCACCUCGGCCUCCCCUUGGGAAUUUAAGGAUCCCUGACUGCUGUUUUUGCAACCGGCAUCAGAACAUGUCUGUGUUCAUAUCAGCACAGUGAGGAGCUGGUCACCAGGCCACCCUCCCCACGGGGACCUGCAUCCUCUCCCCAGGGGACUGUCCUGUCCUAGCAGAGUUGGGGUGAGGCCAUCCCUAUCCUGGUCAUGCCUCAUCUGGGUCACCUUUGUUAUUCCUUUGUCCUUGUCACUUCAGGAGAACCUUGUCCCAGCAGGACCUGGAAUCUCAGGGACUUGAAUGUCACCCUGGCCUUCUGGUCCCUCCAGGACUGUGCUCAGUGAGGGCUUCCUGAGUCUGUGUCAGCCUGGGCUCAGGCCUGGGUCUGUCCUGCAGGUUCAAUCUUUUGGGUACUUCUUUAUUUUUAUAGAUCUUGUACCUUUUCUGAGUAUUUAAAAAUAAAGUUAUUGGGAUAUUUAUAUUAAAUGA